AUGAGAAAGGAUGAUUAUUUACAAGAAGAUGUAAUGCUAGAAUUUGCACUAACAAGCCAAGAUGAUUCAAGUGAAGAUGAAAUUGAACGUUAUACUAAAGCAAAAUUAGUCAUUAGUAACGAAGAAUUUGUAUUACAAUGGUGGAAGCAGCGGAGUAUAAAUUAUCCGACGCUAGGUGUUUUAGCAAGAUCAUUACUAGGUAUACCGGCUAGUUCAUGCACAAGCGAAAGAAUAUUCAGUGCCACUGGAAGAAUCCUCGAAGAGCGAUGCCAACACUUAGGUGACGAUAUUGUAGACGAUAUCUUGUUUGUAAGCAAUUUUAAAAAGAUUUUAUUGUAA
Rotaria socialis is the source of this 339-nucleotide messenger RNA. The record is from the annotation of a GenBank genome assembly. NCBI's taxonomy places the organism in Eukaryota, Metazoa, Rotifera, Eurotatoria, Philodinida, Philodinidae.